Messenger RNA from Symbiodinium sp. CCMP2456, 2527 nucleotides. The record is from the annotation of a GenBank genome assembly. Lineage: Eukaryota; Dinophyceae; Suessiales; Symbiodiniaceae.
AUGCACGAGGAUCUCGCAGACGCCGGUGUGCUGUCAGAGUUUGAUGAGAGCCUGGGAAAGGCAAUUUUCGUGUCGCACCAGUGGCUGAGUGACACCCAUCCUGAUCCAGACUUCCAGCAGCUGAAAGUUCUGCAAGAUGCACUGAAAAACAUCGUUGCCGGAACCAGCUCAAUUUCUCAAGCUUUGUUCUCAGAAAUCGUGUAUGGUCGAAGAAGAGGCCCUGCACCCGGCGACUUCGCACCCGGCCAUCUCCACAUUUGGUAUGACUACUUUAGCAUCCCACAAAGCCGCGGUGGCCGCGCAUCUCAGGCCCGUCAGACAGCCAUUCAAAGCAUCCCAACAUAUGUGGCAAGAUGCGAGUUCUUUGUUGUGCUAUGCCCGGCUUUGAAGCACAGAGAUCAGAAGCGGACUUUGAGCCAUGCCACUUGGGGCGAAAGGGGGUGGUGUCGCACAGAAAGAGCUGCACGGGAACUCUCCAAUCGCAAAGGUGGCUACGUCAUUAUUGUAGAGAGCGCCACGCACCAGUCGCUGCUGUGGGCAGGACUAAGCAUGAGGCAUGCACCCGGUGAAGGAGACUUUACGCUUGAUGGUGACCGAGUGUGGAUCGGUCGUAUGGUUACUCAAAUGGUUUGGUCCAAGCUUUUCUAUUACCUCGAGCAUCGACAGUUUCACAACUACCGAUUCCUUCUGAACGCACAAGGGGCGCAGUAUUUCCGUGCUCUUGAUGUGGAGCCUAUUGACGGCCUUGUUCCGGGGUUCGACACUGAGAUCGACCCGAGUGUUGACUACAAGGGCUUCAUGCUGGAGCAUUUCCUGCAUCAGAACGGUCUCAGGAACAUGUUCGAGCGGGACGCUGCAGGGUGGCCGCCCAUUUGCUUUGCAGCGAUGAGCAAUAACGUCGUGGUGCUGCAAGCGCUUCUUGACCGAAAGGUGGAUAUCAACCAGGCUACGACCAAGCCCAAAGCAGAGGCGAGUUUCCCUGGCAAAGUGACGCCUCUGGGAGUGGCUUGCUUUUUUCGCAACAAUGAAGCCGUUGAGCUGCUCCUCCGCGCAAGAGCUCACGUGAACUACAAGGAUGCUUGGGGAGGCGGUGCUCUUCAUCCGGCAUGUGCAGGGGACAAUCCGCUAGGAGUACGUCUACUAUGCCAUGCUCGUGCCAACGUGAAUCAGCAGGCCAUGCCAGGAAUGAGCCCUUUCAUGCUAUCCUGUGUAUGCGGAAGUCGGCGUGCCAUGAAGGAGAUGCUCACUCUGAAUCCAGAUGUGAGUUUGCGACAUUGCCUACACGUCACACUCAUGUUCGCUUCAUGCGGUUCUGCCGACUUGGUUUCCGUUUUGCUCCAGGCUCGGGCGAAUGUGAAUGAGCAGUUCCGAGUACAGAUCCAGGAGCCCGGGUGGUGGCUUCUAAUGAACGCCAUGGGUGUGAAGCAUCGGGUAAGCCCUUCCAGACUAACUCUGCUGGCUUAUCAUCAUUACGAUGCUACGCCGCUGAUGUUCAGCAUUCUGAGUGGUUCUCUGGAUUCUGUGUCCUCCCUGCUGUCAGCCCGAGCUCGACUAGACAUCCGAAAUUACCGCAAGCAAACGGCAUGCGAGCUGGCACGCAAGAUGCUCGCGCCAUCGUGGUUGAUCGAGGCCUGCUCUACUACAGGCCAGCAAGACGCCGAGAUUCUUGCCGAGGGUGACACGUAUGUUCUGACGCUGGCUGGGUUGGUGCUGCUGUUAGCCAGGACUAUGUGGGACAUCAUCAAGUACGACUACAUCGGUUACAGGUUCUUGAAUACCGAGAAAGUCGACGGGAAGAUCAGUACCAUCUGUGAGGGCUUUCUGAAGUCCAGUGCUGACAGCGCAGCGUGCCAGAGCCUGAGGGACGAGCUGAAGAUUCCUCCGUGGCUGCAUGCUGGCUCCUUGCUGGCCCCUGUCUUUGGCAUCCUGGGCUUCGUGGUCCUCGCAAAGCUCCUUUGGAGUUUUGUCGAGCUGAAUCGCACCGUGGCGCAGGGCACCAAUCAGGACGUCCGGCUGGAGGCCAUGGAGGCAGACGCCACUCCCUGGAAGUUGGCUCCGCGAUUGGAGUGGGUUAUCAUCAUCCUUGGCACCCCUCUGAUUUUCAUUGUGAUGUCCAUGCGGUCUUUGAUCCGCAUCUGGACGGUGAUGACAGGCAGUGCCUACCACCCCGGUGCAGACUGGGACGAGGUGGUUCGAUUGGAACUGGCGACAUAUCAGAUGGACUUGGAGCUGAGUGUUGCUUUCCAGUUCUACGCCUGCCUCAUGUUCGGCCUCCUUUGUACCAGCUUUCUUCGCCACUCCGAGAUGGUCGUCGCACGAUCCGACGGCUCCCAGCAUGGCUCCAUCGAGGAGUACAUGAGACCAGUGGCCUAUGCCUCCGUGCAAGGCGUUUAUGCCUUUGUCUUCAUUGGGGUGCUGCGAACUGUUUUUGACAUCACGGUGACCUACUUGUCUGAAAUGCCGGAGUACCACGAGAAGGCAGAGCUGAUUCAGAAUCAGGUGCUCAGCAAGGUGGCCACCAUUUUCA